Messenger RNA from Dermacentor albipictus, 3553 nucleotides. RefSeq names its product kelch protein (gene kel). The record is from RefSeq and is a predicted model, not a curated record. Gene Ontology annotation, molecular function: protein binding. Lineage: Eukaryota; Metazoa; Arthropoda; Arachnida; Ixodida; Ixodidae.
CUAAACCUGACUAAACCCCUAAACCACCGACCAAAACAAACGCUGUGUGUAGGAGUAGGUAUUUGUUGCCACUCAUCUUUGUAGCUCUUUUGUAUCGAACAUGAACUUGGAACCUCUGUUGCUGGUGCAUUGAGUCUUCUCAUUAUGAACAAGUCAUCUUUCUAUCAGGCGAUGUCGUCUGAACUGGCUUCCGAAAGUACCAUGCUGGAGUUCAAGCUCCAGAAGAUUGACCUAGGCAGGUCUCAGCAUAGUUUGACGGAGCGACCUCCAUACAGAAACCAGCACCACACUCAGAAGGCAUUUGAAACCAUGAAUAUUUUGAGGAAGCAGAACCUCCUAUGUGACGUAACUCUUGUGGCUGGUGCCACAGAGGUGUCUGCCCACAAGACAGUGCUGGCGUCCUGCAGCCCCUACUUCUAUGCCAUGUUUACGGGCUUCACUGAGAGUCGAGCCAACAAGAUCACACUUCAGGGUCUAGACGGGACUGCACUUGCUCUGCUCAUCGAUUAUGUCUACUCAGCUGAAGUACAGGUUACUGAAGAGAAUGUGCAGACCCUACUACCUGCUGCCAACCUGCUUCAGUUGAGCGACGUCCAAGAAGCCUGCUGCGAGUUUCUGCAGGCUCAGCUACACCCAUCAAACUGCCUUGGCAUACGGGCAUUUGCAGAUCUUCAUGGGUGCCUUGACCUGCUGUCUCACUGUGAUUCCUAUAUUGAGCAGCACUUUGUGGAAGUGACUGAAAAUGAAGAAUUUCUUGCCCUUCCUGCAAAUCAGGUGGCACAUCUCAUUUCUAGUGACAGACUGUCAGUUCCUUCAGAGGAGCAGGUAUUUGAAGCUGUGAUGAACUGGGUGAACCAGGACUUGGCCAACCGAGAGUCACAGCUGGGCUGCCUGAUGGAGCAUGUGCGGCUGCCACUGCUCUCUCAGGAGUAUCUGGUGCAGCGCGUAGAGGAGGAGCCCUUACUGAAGGGAAACCUUCCCUGCAAGGACUUCCUCAUUGAGGCCAUGAAAUACCACCUGUUGCGUGCCGAUCAGAAAGCUCUCUACGCUACACCACGGACCAAGCCUCGAACCCCUGUUGGACGCCCUAAGAUGCUGCUCGUGGUGGGUGGCCAGGCACCCAAAGCCAUUCGCAGUGUGGAGUGCCUGGAUCUGCAGCGUGAGCGCUGGCUUCAGUUGGCUGAGCUCCCCAGCCGCCGGUGCCGUGCAGGCCUAGCCCUUCUUGAUGGACGUGUGUUCACAGUCGGUGGCUUUAAUGGCUCACUACGUGUGCGAACAGUCGACAUCUAUGACCCCGUGAGGGAUCAGUGGAGUCAAGCGGCUAGCAUGGAAGCUCGGAGAAGUACAUUAGGCGUGGCAGUUCUAAACAGCCAGAUCUAUGCUGUUGGUGGCUUCGAUGGUUCUACAGGACUGAACAGUGCUGAAAGAUAUGACCCACAUGCAGAAGAAUGGACGGCAAUUGCAUCUAUGAGUACUCGUCGAAGCAGUGUUGGAGUAGGGGUUCUGAAUGGCCUCCUAUAUGCUGUCGGUGGAUAUGAUGGGGCAUCACGGCAGUGCCUAAGUUCAGUGGAGCGCUAUGAUCCUAAGGAAGAGGAGUGGUCCCUUGUAGCUGACAUGUCUGCAAGGCGCAGUGGUGCUGGUGUUGGAGUUCUGGAUGGAGUGCUUUAUGCCGUGGGAGGACAUGAUGGGCCCCUGGUGCGCAAAAGUGUUGAGUGUUACCAUCCUGACACCAAUUCGUGGUCCCAUGUGCCAGACAUGGCCCUGGCCAGGCGAAAUGCAGGUGUCGUGGCAAUGGAUGGCCUACUCUAUGUGGUUGGUGGUGAUGAUGGAUCAUCGAACCUUUCAUCUGUUGAAGUCUACAAUCCAAAGACCAAAACCUGGAACAUCUUGAGCACAUUCAUGACCAUUGGUCGUAGCUAUGCUGGAGUGACAAUCAUUGACAGGCCACUUUAAGGACUUUUUUAUUGAUUGCCCCCUGAAGUUAUGAUUAGACCACAGGAGGUAUACAGCUUGGGCUGAAAAGAAGGCUACCUUAAACAGGGCUUUCUUUCCACGUGGUCCCAAUGAUAAGUGGCCAAGCCUUCUAAGCAAGGGCUGCUCACACUUUAUCCCAGCAGCACAGAAAGUGAAUGCAUAGGACAGUAUGUACAUUAAUUAGGCGUAUAUUGGAAAGCACUGUCACUUGCUUGGUAUGAUAAGUCUUUCAAAACACUUUUCUAUGUGCACCCAUGAGCGUUAGCUAAAGUCAGAUAUUUAUCAAGCUAUGUAGUGCAUUUCAUUCAUUCCAGAUGGUGAUUUGUGAAACUUUUUACAUGUAGGCUUGCUAUGUAAGUUCACAAAAUCUGUCUUGACAGGCUGCAGGAGUUUUAUAAGUAUACUUUGCAGGAGGCAACAGUACGAACACACUGUGUCCAACAAAUGAGCAGCUAAAAAAAUAACAAAGAACGUUUAUUUAUAGAUAACUUGCUUUAAAGUGAUGUGCAAUGCAAAUCUGGAUGAAUGCAUUGGCUCUGCCAGGUGCUAAAUGAGAACAGGGUAACUGGGGUACCAAUAUGUAAAAAAGCACUUUAGUUCUAUUCAAGGUCAUCUUAUGUUGCCAUUUUUGCUUUGUGAAAGGGUACCAUGGGAGAUAUUUUGGAAUGUGAGAGCUGCUUGGCUAGUAUAAGCAAGUGAGGGUGAGGAUAUCACACCUGACUAUUUAUUGCUUGAAUGCUGAUUAAGUGGCCCCAUUUCAUAUUGGACCACCCUGUACUUUCAUCGUACUGCAUUUAUGUUUGAUCCCUUGCUGUGACCUCACCUUCAAGAGAACCCUCUUACAAAUGCACAGGAUGACUGUCAAAUUGCCUAAGGAAAAGCGUGUUUCUCAUUCGACAAAUAGUGAGAUUUUAAUUUUAAUGUGCAUUAUUUUCUCUCUUCAAGGCAUUGUGUAGAGGUACUAAGACAUUGUCCUAUAGUGCUCAGUGUGCUAACAGACAUGAAUACGGAUAUAUAGCGCAAACGGUAAGCUGUUUACGUAGCAAGUGCUAAGGCUUACUUAAGUAUUUUACCUUGCAUAGGUUGCUUAUUUACAUCACCUUUGAUUAGCUGUAUUAAACUUAGCUUCAGAUGAGCAAAAAUAUUUCAGAUUUGCCUACAGUGAUUGGUUAGCAGUGUUAAAACCGCACAGCAUGGAGGCCAGCUGAUAUUACCUAAAAGAUUCAGCACUAUCAUGCAGAGGUCUGCCAGCAAGUCUGUAAAGUUGGCCCUGUGCUUUCAUGUGUAAAGAAAAUUGUGUGUGUGUGUGUAUAUAUAUAUAUAUAUAUAAAAAGUAUGUAUAUGGUUUGAUAUAAAGAUGGUUGCUGGUUGUAUGUGUUUACUGUUCGCUUUUGUUUCAUAGCUAUUGGGAGAAUUAAAUGGAACAUAUGCUGUAAUUGGUGCAAAUUCACCAACCCAUGUGUUCCAUCUUUUAGCUUUACAUUUCUUAGCUUCGACACUUUGCAUCCCAAGCCAGAAUCACUGUAAUUCUAGGUAGUGGGAAAAAGAAAUUAAAAAGUCUUGUUUUUGUUUUAUUGUG